Triticum dicoccoides is the source of this 2200-nucleotide messenger RNA. Its product is annotated as protein ALP1-like. NCBI's taxonomy places the organism in Eukaryota, Viridiplantae, Streptophyta, Magnoliopsida, Poales, Poaceae. The record is from RefSeq and is a predicted model, not a curated record. Bases 926 to 2053 code for a protein of 375 amino acids. The transcript is spliced from 6 exons.
AGGCACGAAACAAUAUUUUCGCGUAUUGACCCCCCCUCACCCCCCAUGAAACCCUCACUUUCCCCAUUACUCAUCUCCCUCUUCCGUGAGCGGCGGUGACAGCGGCGGCGGCGCAUCUAGCAGAGAGGCCGGCGAGAGGAUAUUUCAAGGUCACCGUGAGCACUUCUGGCAGCACAACUCCUUCAAUUGAGUUGCAGGUGCUGAAUGACAUCGACGGCAACUGCGGGUGCUGAAUGGCGGCAACGGAGACGGCGGGUGCCUAAGGGCCGCGACGGUGGCGGCAGUGCUGAAGGGUCGUGACGGUGGCGGAGGGUGUUGAAGGGCGGCGAUGACAACGGCGUGCGGCUGCCGUGCCUCGAGCGUGUAGUCCCAUGCUGGCGCGUUAUCCCGCCCCGCCCGUCACUGUCAGCAAGUUCAGGGUGCAGUUAACUCCUCUAGUGAUUCUGUGAUGGUUGGUUUGAUGAUGCUCCGGUGAUCCAUGGGCAAAGUCCAGGGUUUACCCUCUCCUCUAGUGAUCCAUGCGUGGCGCAACAGACUCCAGCGAGAUAUGCGUGGCGGGAUUGGAUGGGAUCGUGGUGCAUCAUACUCAAGCGACCUGUAAAUCGGUGAGGACAUGCGUCUGCGUGUGCUUGCCAUCGGCCCGGUCCGGUCGGCAGAAGCUGGCGAAUCGGUUCAGUCUGUAGAAAAGUCGCCAAGGAAAAAAACCGACGACGUGGCACACCACGUGGACCUAGUAAUCGGGGCCCAUAGAUCAGAACACUCACAAAAAAUAGAAGAGGGUAAUUUGUGGCAACACUUUUGUUAAAUGGGGUAUGCCGGAUAAAAUUCUCUUAAAUAGGGUAAUUAGCGUUAAAAAUGUUAAACUUAGGGGUAAAAACUGGAAUUCACUCUAAUUUAUGCGGCUGCGGCACAAUGGUUUAUCAACAUGAUAACAUUGGUUGUUCAAUCCAGAAAAAGAAAAAGAAGAGAAGCAAUUACGUAUGCCCCAAUUGAUGAGAGAGAUAGGAUGAGAAGAGAGUAUUUUGACAACAAAAUAUGGAAGAAUGACACAACUUGUGUGAACAUGCUUAGGCUUCGGAGAGAAUCUUUCUUUAGGUUUUGUCAACUGUUUAGGGAUCGCAACUUGCUAAAUGACACAAUACACUUGACUGUUGAGCAACAACUAGCAAUGUUCCUGCACACCGUUGGGCACAACAUUAGAAAUAUGGUAAUUGGCGCCAAUUUUGGUAGAUCCGGUGAAGUUGUGAGCCGUUACUUCAAAAGGGUAUUCCAUGCCAUUGGUGAGCUUCGAGAUGACCUUAUUAGGAAGCCUUCAUUGGAGACCCAAACCAAAAUAGAAGGAAACUACCGGUGGGAUCCAUACUUUAAGGAUUGUAUUGGAGCUAUUGAUGGCACACAUGUGCGAGCCUCCGUUACACCAGAUAUGGAGGCUGCCUUUCGUGGUAGAAAGACUUGUGCUACUCAAAAUGUGAUGGCGGCUGUAGAUUUUGACCUUCGAUUCACAUAUGUUUUGGCCGGUUGGGAGGGGACAGCACAUGAUGCUCUAGUUUUAUGUGAUGCUUUAGAACGUGAGAAUGGUCUACGUGUCCCACAAGGAAAAUUUUAUCUAGUUGAUGUUGGAUAUGGAGCCAAACCGGGUUUUUUGCCUCCUUUUCGUGGCGUGAGGUAUCACUUGAAUGAGUGGGGAAACAACCCCGUGCAAAACGAGAAGGAGUUGUUCAACCUUAGGCAUUCUUCUCUUCAUGUGACCGUAGAACGUGCAUUUGGCUCAUUGAAGAGAAGAUUCAAGAUACUUAAUGAUGCCACCCCAUUCUUUCUAUUUCCAACACAAGUUGACAUUGUUGUGGCUUGUUGCAUUAUUCACAAUUGGGCUAUAAAUGAUGGGAUAGAUGAAUAUAUCAUACCCGAGGAUGAAUGGGUGCCAAAUAUUACUCAUGCUUCGUCAUCAAGUGGCCAAGCACAUGAACAUGCAUACAUGGCUAGUUUUAGGCAAGGACUUGCUGAUCAAAUAUGGGAAGACCGACAAAACCAUUUGCAAGGUCAAAAUAUGUAGUAACUACUAUGUCAUUUAGGUCGUUGUGAUGAAUUAUUGUACUUUGUUAAACUAUUCUGUGUGCUGGAACUUAUUUGUAAGGACAUAUUAUUUGCUGAAAUUACUAUUUGUAAUGACUAUUAUUUGCUGAAUUAUUGUACUUUGUUA